GGCGGCAAUUCGCGCAGCAGGCCUCACCACCACAACAAUGCUCCAUUGGCUAUAGAGACAGCUCCUGUUAACUACCGGUUGCCGUGAAGAAUCUCUAACGCCCAUCAUGCUGCCCAGGGCGGCCCGAACGCCUUGCUGGCGUGUCCCGGGGCGCUUCAUACACCACGCUGCGGCCUUUCCGCGCCCAACGUCAUGGGCGUCUGUCUCCCGCGGGAUCCAGCUCAGAGCAUUUUCGACCACCAGGGGUCCGUUGAGGAAGCAGACGGCUGAGAAACCCCCCUCAGACUCGCAGACAUCGAACUCCAAUGACCUCUCAUCCACUCGUCCGGGUGCUGCCAGUGAUGCGCAGAGCCCGAAGGGUGCCCAAAAUGCUACCGCGACUCCGAAGAAGGACCUGCUCAACGAAGCUCCCGUGGCAACUAAAGAACAAAGAAAGGCGGACUGGGCGAUCAUGAAGGAAAUGGCAAAAUAUCUUUGGCCAAAGGAUGACUGGGGAACCAAGCUUCGUGUCGGGACUGCGCUGUCAUUACUCAUUGGCGGAAAGAUCCUGAACGUUCAAGUGCCCUUCUACUUCAAGAACAUCGUCGAUUCGAUGAACGUGGACUUUGCGGCCGUUGGCGGGACGGCUUAUACAGUGGCGGGCUCAAUGAUCAUCGCAUACGGUGUCACUAGGAUCAGCGCUACUCUCUUUCAGGAAAUGCGAAAUGCCGUGUUCGCCAGUGUUGCCCAAAAGGCAAUCCGCAGAGUCGCGCGGAACGUUUUCGAGCACUUGCUACGACUGGAUCUCAACUUCCACCUGACGCGGCAGACCGGUGGUUUGACUCGAGCAAUCGACCGUGGAACAAAGGGCAUCAGCUUCCUGCUGACCUCUAUGGUGUUUCAUGUGGUCCCCACAGCCCUGGAGAUAUCCCUUGUCUGCAGUAUCCUGACUUACCAAUACGGCGCCCAGUUCGCCGCGAUCACGGCUGCGACGAUGGUCGCAUAUUCCGCUUUUACGAUAACGACAACUGCCUGGAGAACGAAAUUCCGUAAACAGGCAAACGCUGCAGACAACCGUGGGGCCACAGUUGCUGUGGACUCUCUGAUCAACUAUGAGGCCGUGAAGUACUUCAACAACGAGAAAUUCGAAGUUGCGCGUUACGACAAGGCGCUUAAAGCUUACGAAGAUGCCUCCAUCAAGGUCACCACGUCGCUGGCAUUUCUCAACUCUGGCCAGAACAUGAUCUUCUCGAGUGCGCUGGCAGGAAUGAUGUAUCUCGCCGCCAACGGAGUUGCCAGCGGUAGCCUGACUGUUGGCGACCUGGUCAUGGUCAAUCAGCUUGUCUUCCAGCUCUCGGUGCCGCUCAACUUCCUUGGUUCGGUGUACCGCGAGCUCCGGCAGUCCUUGCUGGAUAUGGAGACCCUUUUCAACCUGCAGAAAGUGAACGUGAACAUUAUCGAGCGGCCCGACGCCAAACCCAUCGAGUUGAAGCGGGGCGGCGAGAUUCGGUUCGAAAACGUCAGCUUUGGCUACCAUCCCGAUCGACCCAUCCUGAAAAACGCUAGCUUUACGAUCCCUGCCGGCCAGAAGUUUGCUAUCGUUGGACCCAGUGGCUGUGGCAAGUCGACCAUCCUGAGACUGCUGUUCCGCUACUACGAUGUCCAGGAGGGCCGGAUCCUCAUCGACGGGCAAGACGUGCGCGACGUGACGGUCGAGAGCCUACGCAAGGCCAUCGGCGUUGUGCCGCAAGAUACCCCUUUGUUCAACGACACUAUUGCGCACAACAUCCGCUACGGCAGGAUUGACGCGACCGACGAAGAAGUCCACAUGGCGGCGCAGCGCGCCCAGAUCCAUGGGCUGAUUGAGAAGCUGCCCGAAGGCUAUAAGACGGCCGUGGGGGAGAGAGGCAUGAUGAUCUCGGGUGGAGAGAAGCAGCGGCUAGCCAUCUCCCGACUGAUCUUGAAGGACCCGGAGCUCUUUUUCUUCGAUGAAGCGACCUCCGCGCUCGACACGUACACCGAGCAGGCGCUAUUGCAGAACAUCAACAGCAUCCUGAAGGAAAAGAGACGCACGAGCGUGUUCGUGGCGCACCGACUGCGCACGAUCUACGACUGCGAUCAGAUCCUCGUGCUGAAGGAGGGACACGUGGCGGAGAAGGGAUCGCAUCGCGAACUUCUGGAGCAGAAUGGCAUCUACGCCGAAUUGUGGAACGCCCAAGAAACGUCACUCGCAGAGGAUCUGGAAUCCGACCGCAUUGCGGAGCUCGAGGAGGAGACGGACCAGGCGGCACAGACCACGGCCUCAGCACCGCAGCAGAAAUAAGCGCUUGAUACCUUUGUGCCCUUGGGGAACAGGCAUAGAUUUUGGAAUGGUUCAACUGCAAUGAGACAGACACACUUAGCGUACUUACGUACUUAAAUCCGACCUCUGGACUCGAAUGCACGGGAAGCACCACUGGCAACCGAGCCAAGCAAACCAAACCAGCCGUAAAGCCGGCGGUCGAGCCGGAGG
Molecule: messenger RNA, 2491 nt
Organism: Aspergillus heteromorphus CBS 117.55
Lineage: Eukaryota; Fungi; Ascomycota; Eurotiomycetes; Eurotiales; Aspergillaceae
Gene: atm1
Product: ATP-binding cassette Fe/S cluster precursor transporter ATM1
Exons: 7
Coding region: 107-2302 (731 amino acids)
Biological process (GO): transmembrane transport; intracellular iron ion homeostasis
Cellular component (GO): mitochondrial inner membrane
Molecular function (GO): ATP hydrolysis activity; ATP binding; ABC-type transporter activity
Source: RefSeq, a predicted model, not a curated record